Rotaria sp. Silwood1 is the source of this 408-nucleotide messenger RNA. The record is from the annotation of a GenBank genome assembly. Lineage: Eukaryota; Metazoa; Rotifera; Eurotatoria; Philodinida; Philodinidae.
AUGGAAGAUAAUGAUAAAAAAGAUGAGCACAAAGAAUCACCCCUUAUUCAAAACUGCAAAUGGGGAUAUAUGAAAAUCAAAGGAUUUCCUCCUGGCAAAGAUUUUAAACUUUUUCCAGGGGGCGCUGAAGAAUGGGAUUGGAAUAAAACAAAUACUCGUCAUGUUCCAGGCAUUCAACAAACAGAUGUUGAAGAUUUAAUAGAAAAAGGAGCAAAAUAUAUUGUAUUAUCAAAAGGCAUGCGAAAUCAACUAGAAACAUCUAAAGAAACAAAAGACUUUCUUGAGGAAAAAAAUAUGAAAUUAGAUGUUGAUUAUUUUAUUGAAACAACUCCAGAAGCAUGUAAACGUUAUAAUCAGUUGGUUGAGGAAAACAAACCUGUUGGUGCAUUAUUACAUUCAACAUGUUAA